Chiroxiphia lanceolata (lance-tailed manakin) is the source of this 2778-nucleotide messenger RNA. RefSeq names its product von Willebrand factor A domain-containing protein 5A-like. The transcript is spliced from 16 exons. The coding region runs from base 129 to 1949 and encodes 606 amino acids. NCBI's taxonomy places the organism in Eukaryota, Metazoa, Chordata, Aves, Passeriformes, Pipridae. The record is from RefSeq and is a predicted model, not a curated record.
GCACUGCAUCUCCCUGUCUGCCCGGACACCUCUCGCUCUGUCUUUCCAUCUCUCUCUCCCUUCCUCUUCCAUCUCUCCCUCCAUCAGUCGCUCCCUGCUGGCUCUGGCCUUGGUUCUGGUCUCCGGAAAUGUGGCAUCAAAGCUUUGGACUUCUAGGAAAAUCCUACACCCAUGACACAACAGGAUCCUUUUUGCUGGGAAAGUGGCUCUACAUGCCCCUCUGCUCAGUACCUCUGUGUAGUGCUGUGGUAGAUGUUGCUAUCCAGGAUUAUGUGGCUGAUGUGGCCUCAGAACUCACGUACCAGAACAAGAGUCCCAUCUCCACAGAAGUCCUCUUUGUCUUCCCCCUGGACCCACAAAUGUCCAUAUACUCCUUCCAGGCCUGCAGUGAGGAUGCCAAGGUCCAGGCCAUGCUGCAGGAUGAGGCCCAGCAGCUUCAUGAGGCUACAGGGAGCUGGGAGAAUCUGGAAUACCUUCAGGAUCAGUCUAGGUAUCCAGGCAAGGUGUUUGCCUGCUUCCUGGGCACACUGUCCCCUGGUAGGGAGCUGGUCGUGACACUACGCUACGUCCAGGAGCUGUCACGGGAGCCAGACGGAGCAGCCCGGUUUGUGCUGCCACACACACCGCACCCCUACACACAACUCUACGCCUGGAACUGUCACAGUAGCCACCUCCCCUACAGCCUGCUGCUCACCGCUAGCCUGCAGUCACCCCGUGGAGUAGCCAAUGUCCAGGCCAACUGCUCCCUCACCGCUUUGAUCUACACUGCCCAGGAUCACAGCACUGCACAGGUCUCACUGGCUGGCAGUCCCCCAGGACAACAUGAUUUGGAGCUGCUGGUGUAUUUUGGAGAUCCCAGUGCAGUCAGUGCUGUGGUGGAGAAGGGAAACCCUGAGGCCCCUCCAGGCUCCCUACUUGGUGAUCCCAUGGUGUUGGUGACACUGGCACCCAGCAUCCCUGAGCCAGUGCCUGGGCAACACCAGUCUGGAGAGUUCAUCUUCCUCCUGGACACCACUUUUCUUGAGUGUGCCAAGGACUCCCUGCUCUUCCUCCUCAAAAGCCUGCCUCUGGGCUGCUACUUCAACAUCUACUGCUAUGAAGCAGCGUCUAUGGGCAUCUACCCGCAAAGUGUUGAAUAUACUCAGGACAACCUGACCAAUGCCCUGUGGCGCAUUCCUUCCACUGGCUCCAGUCUGGGUGACACCAACCUGCUUGAAACCCUCCGCUCAGUCUACAGUACCCCCCGCCCCCGCGGGCAUGCACGCCAGCUCUUCAUCUUCAUGACUGGGCUACCCUCUGACAAAGAAGCCAUCGCAGCUGAGGUCUGUCAUCAUCGCAACAGCCACCGGUGUUUCUCCUUCUACUUCUCUGAGGACAGCGCUGCCCUGGCUAUAGCCCUGGCCAGGGAGACAGGGGGUGAAGUUACCUAUGUCUCCUCCAACAACAGUAUGACAGCUGUGGUGUUGCAGUGCCUGAAGAGAGCCCUCAAGCCAGCAGCUGAAGUAGUCUCUCUGAGCUGGACCCUGCCACGUGGCCUGGAGGUUGAAGUGCUGGGGGGUACUCCUCAGUCUAUCUUUCAGGGUCAACACAGUCUUCUCUAUGCCCAGAUCCAUGGACAGGCACAGGAUACAACGGUGGCCAAGGGGGUCAUGACUUUGCAGUGCAGCCUGGAGGGCCAGGAUGUCACUCACACAAUUGAAUUCCCACUGUGCUCACAGGGAGAUGGACGAGGGGAGAACCCAGGUGUGGAACCAAGCAUUUGGGCCACAGUGCUGGCUGUGACCUGGCUGCACAGACCUGACAAAUGUUACCAAGAGUACUGUGAACUUCUGGAGACCAAGGCCGUGACCUGGCUGUGCAGCCGAGCUGUGUCCCAACUGGACAAGUGUCUGGAGGCAGCCAACAACCUCCUUGGAAGCAGUGCAAAGCCAAAUAUCUUCAGGCUCUGAGUUCACAUAUGCCUUGAUACAGACCAACAGCAUCUGCAGAGAGUAUAACCCAAAUUCACACACUGUGCUAGGAUACCACUUUUGCUACCAGCUGGGGUCUUACAUUAUAGAUUAAUUCUCGCUGCUUAUAUAUUAUACUAUUUGGGAUGAACCUGUACCAUGCUGAGCUCCUCAAGAGAAAAACUCCAAUUCAGCCCCUCCGAGUGUUUAGUCUCGGUGGAGGUGGCAGUGGGAAGGAAGCCCUGUCCUUCCUGAAUUAGACUUCGGCAAAAUAGCUACUGGGUCCCACAAAGGUGGUGCUUAGGGACAUGGUUGGACCUAGUUGUGGACUUAGAAGUGCUGGUUUAACAGUUGCACUCAAUGAUCUUUUCCAAACUAAAUUAUUUUAUGAUUAUGGUUUCUGUUUGACAAGAGAGUGCUUUGCACACUAGAAAAGAUCAGUGUUUAGUGGUAUCAACAGCAGGUACCAUUGCAGAGACUCACAAUGAAGGACUCCUGCUGCAUGUCAGUUGCUGACCUCUUUGCUUUCCCCCAAAAGUCCAGGUUGUGUCAGGAACUCCUAUAUCUUUCCUUUGCCAUGUAAACCAAUCAUUUUGGAAGUAAAACUCUCAUCUUCGUCAGACUCAGCCCAUCAUAAGGCUUAAAAGAGCUCAAGUCACAUGAGACUGAUUUGAAAACUAUCAGUAUGUUGGAGGUGGAACUUCAGGAGCUUUUGAUUAACAAACCAGUCAUGCAAUUUACUCCCUCUGCCUCUGGGUCCUGAAUUCAUGGGUGUCACUCCAUGUUAGCAAAGUCUCUGCUUCACUUCCCAAUAAACAGUGAAUCUUCU